Molecule: messenger RNA, 9324 nt
Organism: Nycticebus coucang (slow loris)
Lineage: Eukaryota; Metazoa; Chordata; Mammalia; Primates; Lorisidae
Gene: PLXNA1
Product: plexin A1
Exons: 32
Coding region: 215-5965 (1916 amino acids)
Biological process (GO): semaphorin-plexin signaling pathway involved in axon guidance; negative regulation of cell adhesion; regulation of cell shape
Cellular component (GO): semaphorin receptor complex
Molecular function (GO): semaphorin receptor activity; protein binding
Source: RefSeq, a predicted model, not a curated record
CGGUCCGCAGCCGCGCGGCGCUCGGCGCCCCAUUCAUGCUGGGCGUCCGCGGGGCGGCCACGCAGCGGAGCCCGGGCGCGGUGGCGGCCUGGGCGGCCUGCUCGGCUUCGGCGGCCCCGAGGCAAGUCGGGCGGCGGCGGCGCGGGCGACUGGGCGCGGCGAUGGCCGGCGGUGGGGCGCGCCCCGGGGCAGCCGGGCUGAGGCUCCCAGCGCCAUGAUGCUCGCCUCUGCAGGACCUGAGCACCGAGGCCCGAGGCCCCAGCCAGCCAUGCCACUGCCACAUCCGAGCCUGCGGGCAUUCCUGAUGCUGCUGCUGCUGCUGCUGCUGCUGCUGCUGGGGGGUGUGCAGGUGGUGGCGGGCUCACCCAGGACAGGUGGGGGUCUGCAGCCUCCCUUCCUAACCUUUGCGACCAGCGACUGGGGCCUCACUCACCUGGUGGUUCACGAGCAGACAGGUGAAGUGUACGUGGGCGCAGUGAACCGUAUCUACAAGCUGUCCGGGAACCUGACACUCCUGCGGGCCCAUGUGACGGGUCCUGUGGAGGACAACGAGAAGUGCUACCCGCCCCCCAGCGUGCAGUCCUGCCCACAUGGCCUGGGCAGCACUGACAACGUCAACAAGCUGCUGCUGCUGGACUACGCCGCCAACCGCCUGCUGGCCUGCGGCAGUGCCUCCCAGGGCAUCUGCCAGUUCCUGCGGCUGGACGACCUCUUCAAGCUGGGUGAGCCACAUCACCGCAAGGAACACUACCUGUCCAGCGUGCGUGAGGCGGGCAGCAUGGCCGGCGUGCUCAUCGCUGGGCUGCCGGGCCAGGGCCAGGCCAAGCUCUUUGUGGGCACGCCCAUUGACGGCAAGUCCGAGUACUUCCCCACGCUAUCCAGCCGCCGGCUCAUGGCCAACGAGGAGGACGCCGAAAUGUUUGGCUUCGUGUACCAGGACGAAUUUGUAUCAUCACAGCUCAAGAUCCCCUCGGACACGCUGUCCAAGUUCCCGGCCUUCGACAUCUACUACGUGUACAGCUUCCGCAGUGAGCAGUUUGUCUACUACCUCACCCUGCAGCUGGACACGCAGCUGACCUCGCCUGACGCAGCUGGCGAGCACUUCUUCACCUCCAAGAUCGUGCGGCUCUGCGUGGAUGACCCCAAGUUCUACUCGUAUGUGGAGUUCCCCAUCGGCUGUGAGCAGGCGGGGGUGGAGUACCGCCUUGUGCAGGAUGCCUACCUGAGCCGGCCUGGCCGCGCCCUGGCCCGCCAGCUGGGUCUGGCCGAGGACGAGGACGUGCUGUUCACUGUGUUCGCCCAAGGCCAGAAGAAUCGUGUGAAGCCGCCCAAGGAGUCAGCCCUGUGUCUGUUCACGCUCAGGGCCAUCAAGGAGAAGAUCAAGGAACGUAUCCAGUCCUGCUACCGCGGGGAGGGCAAGCUGUCCCUGCCCUGGCUGCUCAACAAGGAGCUGGGCUGCAUCAACUCGCCCCUGCAGAUCGAUGAUGACUUCUGUGGGCAGGACUUCAACCAGCCGCUGGGGGGCACAGUCACCAUUGAGGGGAUGCCCCUGUUCGUGGAUAAAGACGAUGGCCUGACCGCGGUGGCUGCCUACGACUACCGGGGCCGCACAGUGGUGUUCGCUGGCACACGCAGUGGCCGCAUCCGUAAGAUUCUGGUGGACCUUGCGAACCCCGGUGGCCGGCCAGCCCUGGCCUAUGAGAGUGUGGUGGCCCAGGAAGGCAGCCCCAUCCUGCGGGACCUUGUUCUCAGCCCCAACCGCCAGUACCUCUAUGCCAUGACUGAAAAGCAGGUGACAAGGGUGCCCGUGGAGAGCUGUGUGCAGUACACGUCUUGUGAGCUGUGCCUGGGGUCACGGGACCCUCACUGCGGCUGGUGUGUCCUGCACAGCAUUUGCUCACGGCAGGACACUUGUGAGCGGGCGGAUGAGCCCCAGCGCUUCGCCUCAGACCUGCUGCAGUGUGUGCAGCUGACAGUGUGGCCGCGGAACGUAUCUGUCACCAUGUCCCAGGUCCCGCUUGUGCUGCAGGCUUGGAACGUGCCCGACCUCUCAGCCGGCGUCAACUGCUCAUUUGAGGACUUCAUGGAGUCCGAGGGUGUUCUGGAGGAUGGUCAGAUCCACUGCCGCUCACCCUCUGCUCGUGAGGUGGCGCCCAUCACGCAGGGCCAGGGGGACCAGCGGGUGGUGAAGCUCUAUCUGAAGUCCAAGGAGACAGGCAAGAAGUUCGCCUCUGUGGACUUUGUUUUCUACAACUGCAGUGUCCACCAGUCCUGCCUGUCGUGUGUCAACGGCUCCUUCCCCUGCCACUGGUGUAAAUACCGCCACGUGUGUACCCACAAUGCUGCCGACUGCGCCUUCCUGGAGGGCCGUGUCAACGUGUCUGAGGACUGCCCACAGAUCCUGCCCUCCACCCAGAUCUACGUGCCGGUGGGUGUGGUGAAGCCGAUCACCUUGGCCGCCAGGAACCUGCCGCAGCCACAGUCAGGCCAGCGUGGGUACGAGUGCCUCUUCCACAUCCCGGGCAGCCCGGCCCGCGUCACUGCCCUGCGCUUCAACAGCUCCAGCCUGCAGUGCCAGAACUCCUCGUACUCAUAUGAGGGGAAUGACAUCAGUGACUUGCCCGUGAACCUGUCAGUGGUGUGGAACGGCAACUUUGUCAUUGACAACCCCCAGAACAUCCAGGCCCACCUCUACAAGUGCCCAGCCCUGCGUGAGAGCUGUGGCCUCUGCCUCAAGGCUGACCCUCGCUUUGAGUGUGGCUGGUGCGUGGCCGAGCGCCGCUGCUCCCUGCGUCACAACUGCCCAGCUGACGUGCCCAUGUCCUGGAUGCAUGCCCGCCAUGGCAGCAGCCGCUGUGCCGACCCCAAGAUCCUCAAGCUGUCCCCCGAGACGGGCCCGAGGCAGGGAGGGACACGGCUCACCAUAACGGGCGAGAACCUGGGCCUGCGGUUCGAGGAUGUGCGUCUGGGCGUUCGUGUGGGCAAGGUGCCGUGCAGCCCCGUGGAGAGCGAGUACAUCAGCGCCGAGCAGAUCGUGUGUGAGAUUGGGGACGCCAGCACAGUGCGGGCCCACGACGCCCUGGUGGAGGUGUGCGUGCGGGACUGCUCUCCCCCCUACCGGGCCCUGUCACCCAAGCGCUUCACUUUCGUGACUCCGACUUUCUACCGCGUGAGCCCCUCCCGUGGGCCUCUGUCAGGGGGCACCUGGAUUGGCAUUGAGGGGAGCCACCUGAAUGCGGGCAGUGACGUGGCUGUGUCUGUUGGUGGCCGGCCCUGCUCCUUUUCCUGGAGGAACUCUCGGGAAAUCCGGUGCCUGACACCCCCUGGGCAGAGUCCUGGCAGCACUCCCAUUGUCGUCAACAUCAACCGAGCCCAGCUCACCAACCCUGAGGUGAAGUACAACUACACAGAGGAUCCCACCAUCCUGAGGAUUGACCCCGAGUGGAGCAUCAACAGUGGCGGGACCCUCCUCACAGUCACAGGGACCAACCUGGCCACAGUCCGCGAACCCCGAAUCCGGGCAAAGUAUGGCGGCGUUGAAAGGGAGAACAGCUGCAUGGUAUACAACGACACCACCAUGUUGUGCCGGGCGCCCUCCGUGGACAACCCUGUGCGCAGCCCCCCAGAGCUGGGGGAGCGGCCGGAGGAGCUGGGCUUCGUCAUGGACAACGUGCGCGCCCUACUGGUGCUCAACUCCUCCUCCUUCCUGUACUACCCCGACCCCGUGCUGGAGCCACUCAGCCCCACGGGGCUCCUGGAGCUGAAGCCCAGCUCCCCACUCAUUCUCAAGGGCCGGAACCUCCUGCCACCAGCGCCUGGCAACUCCCGGCUGAACUACACGGUGCUCAUUGGCUCUACGCCCUGCACACUCACCGUGUCUGAAACACAGCUGCUGUGCGAGUCGCCCAACCUCACAGGGCAGCACAAGGUCACGGUGCGGGCCGGUGGCUUCGAGUUCUCCCCUGGCAUGCUGCAGGUGUACUCAGACAGCCUGCUGACGCUGCCCGCCACUGUGGGCAUUGGUGGCGGCGGGGGCCUCCUGCUGUUAGUCAUCGUGGCUGUGCUUAUCGCAUACAAGCGCAAGUCACGUGAUGCCGACCGCACGCUCAAGCGGCUGCAGCUCCAGAUGGACAACCUGGAGUCCCGAGUGGCACUUGAGUGCAAGGAAGCCUUCGCAGAGCUGCAGACAGACAUCCAUGAGCUGACCAGUGACCUGGAUGGUGCCGGCAUCCCGUUCCUAGACUACCGGACGUAUGCCAUGCGUGUGCUUUUCCCUGGGAUCGAGGAUCACCCUGUGCUCAAGGAGAUGGAGGUGCAGGCCAAUGUGGAGAAAUCACUGACGCUGUUCGGGCAGCUGCUGACCAAAAAGCACUUCCUGCUGACCUUCAUCCGCACGCUGGAGGCCCAGCGCAGCUUCUCCAUGCGUGACCGGGGGAACGUGGCCUCGCUCAUCAUGACAGCGCUACAGGGUGAGAUGGAGUACGCCACGGGCGUGCUCAAGCAGCUGCUGUCGGACCUCAUUGAGAAGAACCUGGAGAGCAAGAACCACCCCAAGCUGCUGCUACGGAGGACGGAGUCAGUGGCGGAGAAGAUGUUGACCAACUGGUUCACCUUUCUCUUGUACAAGUUCCUAAAGGAGUGUGCUGGGGAGCCGCUGUUCAUGCUGCACUGCGCCAUCAAGCAGCAGAUGGAGAAGGGCCCCAUCGACGCCAUCACGGGAGAGGCACGCUACUCCCUGAGCGAGGACAAGCUCAUCCGGCAGCAGAUCGAUUACAAGACGCUGACCCUGAACUGUGUGAACCCUGAGAAUGAGAACGCCCCGGAGGUGCCGGUGAAGGGGCUGAACUGCGACACAGUGACCCAGGUCAAGGAGAAGCUGCUAGACGCUGUCUACAAGGGUGUGCCCUACUCCCAGCGGCCCAAGGCUGGGGACAUGGACCUGGAGUGGCGCCAAGGCCGCAUGGCGCGCAUCAUCCUUCAGGACGAGGAUGUCACCACCAAGAUUGACAAUGACUGGAAGAGGCUGAACACGCUGGCUCAUUACCAGGUGACAGACGGGUCCUCGGUGGCACUGGUGCCCAAGCAGACUUCUGCCUACAACAUCUCCAACUCUUCCACCUUCACCAAGUCCCUCAGCAGAUACGAGAGCAUGCUGCGCACGGCCAGCAGUCCCGACAGCCUGCGCUCCCGCACACCCAUGAUCACGCCGGACCUGGAGAGCGGCACCAAACUGUGGCACCUGGUGAAGAACCAUGACCAUCUGGACCAGCGCGAGGGUGACCGUGGCAGCAAGAUGGUGUCAGAGAUCUACCUGACUCGGCUGCUAGCCACCAAGGGCACACUGCAGAAGUUUGUGGAUGACCUAUUUGAGACCAUCUUCAGCACGGCGCACCGGGGCUCAGCUCUGCCCCUGGCUAUCAAGUACAUGUUCGACUUCCUGGACGAGCAGGCCGACAAGCACCAGAUCCACGACGCCGACGUGCGGCACACCUGGAAGAGCAACUGCCUGCCCCUGCGCUUCUGGGUGAAUGUGAUCAAGAAUCCACAGUUCGUGUUCGACAUUCACAAGAACAGCAUCACAGAUGCCUGCCUGUCGGUGGUGGCCCAGACCUUCAUGGACUCCUGCUCCACGUCCGAGCACAAGCUGGGCAAGGACUCACCCUCCAAUAAGCUGCUCUAUGCCAAGGACAUCCCCAACUACAAGAGCUGGGUGGAGAGGUAUUACUCAGACAUUGCCAAGAUGCCAGCCAUCAGCGACCAGGACAUGAGCGCAUACCUGGCCGAGCAGUCACGGCUGCACCUCAGCCAGUUCAACAGCAUGAGCGCCUUGCAUGAAAUCUACUCUUAUAUCACCAAGUACAAGGACGAGAUCCUAACGGCCCUGGAGAAGGAUGAGCAGGCGCGGCGGCAGCGGCUGCGGAGCAAGCUGGAGCAGGUGGUGGACACCAUGGCCCUGAGUGGCUAAGCUUGGCUGGUUACCUAGCAGGAGGCGGCUUGAGAGGGCGGCAGAGCAGGAACCUCAGCAGCCCUCACCCUGUGCAGAGUGCCCGGGGCACUAUAGCGUCUUCAGUGGCUCAGUGCCCUCUUGGCCCCCUGCUUCGUUCCACCAGGCUGGGGGCCUGGUUUUUCUUGGUGUGGAUGUGACGGGACCUGCUGAGCCAUUGCUGCUCCCACAGCUGCCGGGAGAGCACAGGGGCCGGGCCAGCCCUCCCUGGGGGCCUUCGCUACCUGGCAGGAGCUGUCCAGAGGAUUUCAUGGGACAAAGGACAGCCUCGAGGGGCUGCGGGGUACAGCCAGACCCUCCAGAGGGAGAGGCGGCUAGCUUGGGCUGCACCCUCGAAGUCGGGACACGGGCUGGGGACGUGAGCAGUUCUUGGCCUCCUGUGCUGCCAGCAGCCUGCAGAGUCUUAAAUGUCUAGGGGACUAGCUGGUGGCUAGAGGGAGGGCAGGCCACCCACUGUCUGCAUCCAGCACUCCCAUGCGCUCUGUGCUGCUACCAUCCUCAGAUUCACCGCGUGCUCUGCGCGGCCGAGGCCAGAGCGCCAUGUUCACCUUACCCCAUAGAGGCCCGCUGCCCUCCUAUGGAGGGGUGCAGGCUGGCGCCGCUCACCACUCCCGAGGGACUUCCAGACAGACUAGACUCCCUCUCUGUCCUCAGGGCUGUGGCUCUGGGAGCCCUGGACCAGGGGCUCCAGGCCACAGAGCACACGUUCCCAUUAUUUAUUCCCCUCUACAUCUCCUGUCAGGGCCGGCCAGGGCAGCUGCCUGUGAGGUGGACCGAGCUCCCCUCUGGGGCUCCCGAGGGAAGCCCCGACCACGCCCCCUUCCUUCCCUCUCUCCUGCUGCCCCAGCAGCUUCCAGUGUGGCAUCUCAGCAGUCUCCUGACCCCUCCAGAGCAGUGGGUCAUCUGGGGACCGUUUUGUGUUGAAGGCGAAAAUCCUGUGCUGCUCUCUGCUUGGGCUGCAGGCCAGGGCAGGGCCCCUCCAGCCACUUUUCUGGCCUGGAGCCAUUCAGGCUGGAAGCAGCUGGCAGUGACCAGAGGGCCUAGAGGCUGGCUGUGUCCACCCUGCCCUCAGCAAGAGAGAACACAUUUUUAAAAGAAACCUGUACAUAUAUAUAUGUAUAUAUAUAUAUGGCGCUCGCCUCAGUGUCCAGCCCCAGUGGGGUCCUGUAUAGUUAUCUGAAGGAGAAGAAAUUUUAAAUUAGAGUAAGAAAAUUCAGGCAGUGGGAAAGCAAUACCAAAUGGUUGCAGAAAAAGUGGCCAGAGUUCCCUGGAGUGGAGCACUCGAGCCCAGGCCCCUCGGCCUGCAGCUUGCUCUGUUUUCGUUUGACGUGAAAAGGAAAGAGCUUCUUGCUGAUCCCCUGAGAGCGUCCAGGGCCUGGGAUUAUGCAUGAUCGUGCUAGCGUUUAGUCUGAGUUGAUCUUUUUAAAUCUGCAAAUGUUGAAUACUAGAGGUUGUUAGACCCUUUUUUAUGUUUUUUAAUUAAUUGGUCACUUGUAAAAGCAAACAAAUGGCCAUCCCCUUUUCAAGGUCACUUUUUGAUGGUACUAAAGAUUCCCACGGACUUUAAGGGACAGCUAACUGUGGCCAGACCAAGUCUUGGUACCUCGACCCCACCCCAGGGGAAGAGCACUCUGCCCCCAUGGGCUGCCAGUCUUGGGGUCCUUCCCUCUCAAGCAGCACGAGCCAGACUGGACAGCGUGGACACCACGAAGGAGCUGCCCCCUCACACGGAGGUUGGUGUGAAAUUGGUGAACUGCUGACUCAGGGAGCUCCUCGACCCCACGGGGCACCGUGGCAGGGUUCGGCACCUGCUGCCAUCGUGCCCAACUCUUCUCCCUGUCCCUGCCCACUGCAGGUGGAGGCGCACUCCCUGGGCAGACCUGGGUGGCUAGAGCUGAGGCCAGUCAGCUCCCUGGGAUUUUGCCUCCCUUCUGAUGCCGCCUGGCUGUGCCUGGGUGAGACCCUUGGUUUCCCCCAAAGUCUUCCCUGGACACUGGCUUCAAAUUGAAGCCGUGGUUCUUCUAGCUCUGCAUGGAUCAGGCAGGGACUGCUCAGCUCCUGCAUCACCACCUUCAGAAUCCAUUCUAGCCCUUACCCUUCCUUAGACCUCCCGCCCUGGCCCCUCAUGGCCCUGCCAGGCUGCCCUGUCCACUUGGAACAGUAGUGGGCACAGGAGUGGUCAUGGAGGAGGUAUGCCUGCUGGCCUUGCCAGAGUGGCACCUGCAGGAGUGUGUGGCUGCCGCAGAACACACGGCCAUGUCUAGCUGUAAGCACUUUAGCAGUACCUGUUUACAUACAAGCUGACCAGCCUGAUGCUAGCCGUGCUGUCUGCCCAGUACAGCAGGUCUCCGAGCAGCCCCGCCAGCCCCACAGCUUCCUGCCUUGUCAUGGAGCUAGGCUCCAGUGUCCUCUCUAGUUCCCAUAGUUCUCUAGGUCCUCCUAGUUCUGCAGAACCCUGGAGCCAGGCUCAGGCACCCACUGUUACUUCCUGCCUGCCAGGGGGCUCUGAUCCUGAGCUCCGGAACUGGCAGGGGUCCUGUGGGAACCAGGGUUGGAGUGUGCUGUGGACCAGGAGUGCUCUCUCAGGCCCUUGUCUGCAGGGAGCCUGUGCUGCAAUGCAGGGAAAGCCACACCCUCCCGGCCUGGCUCAGACACUGCUGCUACCACCACCUGUGCCGCCUGCUUCUCGCAGCCCUCCCAUCCCACGCACUCAGUGCUUCCCUUUAGCCGCCUGCGUCUGGUCUCAGGAGUGCCCUGGACAGCUCUCGCCUCGGCCUGGGAGCCCGGCCUCUCCAUAUACCUCGAGUUUCCCUGCACUCUGCAGCCCAAGACCACCAGACCCUGACUCGCCUUUCGCUGGCCUGCAGGGCCAGGGGACCCCAAGACCCACAGCGUUGAGUCCCAGCACCAGCCUGGCAUACUAUGUUCCACAGAGGGCCUGGAACGGCCUCCUGCCACCCCUGGGCUGACCUUGCUGUGAGGGCCUCUGCCCUGUAUGCCUCCCAGUUCCUCUGGAUUUGAUGGCUCACCUUGUUGGUGCUACACAAGCUAGAUUCGAUAUAUUUAGAGAAAGAGAAAGAUAUUUUUAAGAUGAAGCCCACAACUAGCUGUCCUUUAAUGCCACAGAACCCCAAACCAAGAGAAGAGCAAUCACUUGGACGGUCUGAGCUGACCCUUAGCUAUGGCUUCUCACAGAAGCAGCUUAGCUGCCCAGGCUCAGCCUUCAGAUGUGUAUAUAUACUGCUAUUUCCUAUUUUACUGUCUUCAGAUUUAGUACUUGUAAAUAAACACACACAUUAAGGAGAGAUUAAACAUUUUUG